This is a messenger RNA of Staurois parvus, 504 nucleotides long. NCBI's taxonomy places the organism in Eukaryota, Metazoa, Chordata, Amphibia, Anura, Ranidae. The record is from the annotation of a GenBank genome assembly.
AUGCCUCGGCCUUCACGACGCCCAUCUCGUGGGAGGCCUUCACAUCAGGAGGACGGAGAGUCUCCGAUCGCCCAUCGGACUAGGUCCAGAGUCCAGCGUCAUCGGAGACGGGAGGAGGCCUCCACCCACCGAAGCCGUUCACCAAGAGAACGAGCCGGGGCCCCUGAGCACUACCCACCUCCGGCCAUGCAGCAGCAUGCCAGGGCCCCUGAGAACCCACCGGCCAUGGAGCAGCGCGCCGAGGAGGAGGUAAGUGUGUGUCCCAUUUGUUUGGCAGGUUGUGAAGAUGGAGAGAACACGACCAUCCUGGCCUGCGAUCACGAGUUCCACACCAGCUGCUGCCGAUGGUUUGGAGAGAACCCCACCUGUCCACUCUGCCGGGCUGAUUUUUCCAACCAGCUAUUUCUCCUUCGGAACUACGUACACGAAGUCGUCAAUGGAGACAUGUGGAUUGGGUAUGUAAUUGGUGAUGAUGGUGCUAUUUACGUUCAGUUUAUUGCAGUC